GCCGGGGAGCGCGCACGAGGUGGAAGCGACAUGGACAGGGCGACUCGGCUGGCUGUGGCCGCCGCCUCCGCCUCGGACUCCGCCUUGGCCCGACUGACCUCAUCGGGCCGGCUGGACGAGGAGCAGGUGAAAAGGGCCGUGGAGACGCUGCAGGCGCGUGGCAAGGACCGGAGGACCGCGGACGGGCUGCUCUUGAAUGAGAACGAGAAGCUCUUCCUGAUGGUGGUGCUGUGGAAGAUCCCCAGCAAAGAGCUGAGGGUCCCCCUACCCUUGCCCCACAGCAUUCGAUCCGAUUUGGCAGAAGUCUGUCUGUUCACCAAGGACGAGCCCGAUUCCACUCCGGAGAAGACAGAAGGUUUCUAUCGGAAGCUCUUGAAGAAGCAUGGAAUCAAAAACGUGUCACAGGUCAUCUCGGUGCGGACACUGAAGACUGAGUACAAGGCCUUCGAGGCCAAGCGCCGCCUCCUGGGCAGCUUUGACUUCUUCCUGACCGACGCCCGCAUCAGGCGGCUCCUGCCCACCUACCUGGGACGCCACUUCUACAGCCGCAAGAAGUUCCCGGUCCCUGUCAACCUUCAGGCCAGUGACCUGUCGCGCGAGAUCACUGAGACUGUGAACGGGACCGUCCUCAACAUCUCCAAGGCUGGCUCCUGCAGCACCGUCCGCGUGGGCCACAGCGGGAUGGCGGCGCGCUGUGUGGUGGAGAACAUCGUGGCUGUUGCUGAUGGACUCGCUCAGAAGCUGCCGGAGAAGUGGGAGAGUGUGAAGCUCCUGUACGUGAAGACGGAGAAGUCGGUGUCCCUGCCCAUCUUCUCCUCCUUCGUCAGCGUCCAGAAGGACAAAGACCUGCAGCUCAUAGCAAAGAAGAGGGAGGAUAAAGAGAAGCAGAUAAAACGACAGAAAAUUGCCAAGAAACGAGAGAAGAAUAGACAGAAGAAGCUCAGACGGGCCGCCAGGGCCGCCUUGAACCAGGCCCCCAAGGCAGAGGCCCCCGAGACCAGUGCUCCUCCGGCGAGCGCCCCCGAGACCAGCGUUGCUUCGGCAAGCGCCCCUGAGACCAGUGCUCCUCCGGCAAGCGCCCCUGAGACCAGUGCUCCUCCAGCAAGCGCCCCCGAGACCAGUGCUCCUCCGGCAAGCGCCCCCGAGACCAGUGCUCCUCCGGCAAGCGCCCCCGAGACCAGUGCUCCUCCGGCAAGCGCCCCCGAGACCAGUGCUCCUCCGGCAAGCGCCCCCAAGACCAGUGUUGCUCCGGCAAGCUCCCCCAAGACCAGUGCUCCUCCGGCAAGCUCCCCCAAGACCAGUGCUCCUCCGGCAAGCUCCCCCAAGACCAGUGCUCCUCCGACAAGCUCCCCCAAGACCAGUGUUGCUCCGGCAAGCGCCCCCAAGACCAGUGCUCCUCCGGCAAGCGUCCCUGCGGUCCCGAAGGCUGGCCUCGCGGAGAGCCGGGGAGAGGAAGGCAGAGAAGAGGCCCAGCCAAGCGGGCGCGCCGAGUCCGAGGAGGAAAUCCCAACGCUGGUGCCCAUAGGAGCCGCGCCCAAGGGGCCGGCAGCCAAGCCACAGAAAUCCACCCCCAAGAAGCCUGCUCCGGAGACUGCCAACACCCCCCUUGGGAAGAAGAGAAAGUCCCUCCCUGCUCCCAGGACCCCCGCGGCUGCCCAGCCUGGCACCCCGGCUAAAACACCUGGAAAGAAGCCCCGAGUCACAGAAGAGGCCGAGAAGAACAAGAAUCCCUCCGUGGGGAAGAGAGUCCCAAGGCCACAGACUCCAAAAAAGCCAGAGGCCAAGUUCUUCACCACCGCUAAAGCCUCUGCAAAGACGCCCCGCACCCCCAAGCGCCGCACACCCAGCAAGCCCAAGGCGUCCCCCAGCAGCUGAACACCUGCGUGCCGUGUCUUAUCCGCUAUUAAAGUCUC
This is a messenger RNA of Sorex fumeus (smoky shrew), 1913 nucleotides long. It is a transcript of the gene RSL1D1, whose product is annotated as ribosomal L1 domain containing 1. The transcript has 9 exons. The record is from RefSeq and is a predicted model, not a curated record. NCBI's taxonomy places the organism in Eukaryota, Metazoa, Chordata, Mammalia, Eulipotyphla, Soricidae. Bases 31 to 1875 code for a protein of 614 amino acids.